Molecule: messenger RNA, 3544 nt
Organism: Nothobranchius furzeri (turquoise killifish)
Lineage: Eukaryota; Metazoa; Chordata; Actinopteri; Cyprinodontiformes; Nothobranchiidae
Gene: neu4
Product: sialidase 4
Biological process (GO): oligosaccharide catabolic process; ganglioside catabolic process
Cellular component (GO): intracellular membrane-bounded organelle; membrane; cytoplasm
Molecular function (GO): exo-alpha-sialidase activity
Source: RefSeq, a predicted model, not a curated record
UCUUGCUGCUCACAGAGUAUUUAGGAGGGGAGGUAAUGAAAAUUGGAAAUGGAAAGAACAUCAGUUCUCCAUAAACCGGCCACAGUCAGGUGCACUACAUAAGAUUCUUUUACGAGGAGUCCAAAGAACAAUCAGGAAAGUUCUCCAAGAGUUAAGAACAACCGGAGCAGAACUUCAGGAAGACCUUGCAUCAGCAGGCACAGUUGUUUUUCGAAAGGAAACUAUAUGCAAGGCACUGAACCAUCAUGGCAUCCAUGCAUGCUCACCACACAAGACUCUAUUGCUGAACAAAAAGGCUUGUUGAGUCUCGGUUAAUGUUAGUGAAACAGCAUUUGGAGAAGCCUGUGGAAUACUGGGAGACUAUAAUAUAAAUUUGGCUCUCAUUCUGCACCAUGUUUGAAGAAAAAAUGGCACUGCCCACCUCCCAUAUCAACAGUUAAGUUUGGGGGUGGAAGCAUCAUGAUGUGGGGCUGCUUUUCAGCAAGGGGUACUGGCAGGCUUCAAAUUAUUAAAGGCAAAAUGAAUGGAGAAAAGUACCGGGACAUUCUGGAAUAAAAUCUACUGCCACCUACCAGCUAAAAACAGACAAAGGGUGGUUCAUUUGUUGUGAGAUGAUGAUCCCAAACACAAGGCCAAGGGAACAAUGAAUUGGUUUCAAAGGGAAAAAAAAUCAAGUUGCUUGAAUGGCCCAGUCAAUCACCUGACCCAAAUCCCAUAGAAAAUCAAAAGAGAACUGAAGAUCAAAGUUCAUAAAAGAGGCCAAAGGAACCUUUAAGAUUUAAAGAUCGUUUGUGUAGAAAAAUGGGCCAGAAUCACUCCUGUGCAAUGCAGACAACUGGUCUCUCCAUACAAGAGGCGUCUAGAAGCUGUAAUCACCAAAACACACACACACACACAACCAUCCAUUGACUUCCAUUUCAUUGUGACUGUAUAAUGCCUAUGCAUAACCAGUGCUGCUGUAUUCCUAACCCUAACCUCAACAAAAACUUCAUUCCCACCAUACCUCUAAAACCAACUGGUAAGCUCUCUAAAAUAGCGAGGACCGCACUCAUUCCCUCUGUUGGUUUAAAAUCUCAUGAUGGUCCUCAGUACGUAGUAAGUACAAGAACACACACACAAGGCUCUGAGAGAAGAGACGUGCUUUACACAUUAAAACGAAACGUACGUUGUGCUGAAAAUGAAAAUAUGAAAUCAGAGAGGCGGAGCAUCACAUCAUUGUUCAGCACCCCCCACCAGACCUGCUUUUCUAACAAUGGCUGCUCUCUGCUGAUUCAUUCAAAGCCUUGGAUCUGAGGGGUGUUCAUUUCUGGGUCAGUGCACAGGAUGCCACACUGAAUAGUGAACAGAGAUUCUCACUACACUCACUGACUACACACAUACAUCAUACUGUGAGCCUCUGAACCAGGAGCUCACACGCAACCGGUGUAUCCUCGAAAAGCAGCAGCGGUUCUCUCAGAGAUCUGAGACAGCAAGGGUUCUCCUGUUUGUGACACUUUGAAGUGUUGAAUCCUCCCAGUGCUGUUAAACUGGGAAGUUACUGGUCAGAAAACAAAUGAAAAUAUUCCAGUAAACGGGUGGAAGAGAUCAUUCUCUGACUGGUAAGAUCAUUUACUUUAUUCAAACUCAAACUGAGCUCAGUGCAGCGACAUUGGUUUGACUGCUGAUCUGUUGAUUUUUGUCACAGAGUGGUUGCUCAGAUGGUGAAAGAUUUAGACAAAAAUCUUUGUGUAAAAAGCUAAAAUACAGACAAGUUUAUAGUGAAGUAGCAUAGAACCUGAUUUUCAAAUUAAUUUCUGCCAUUUAGUAUUUCUGAUGUGUUUCAUAACUUAAAUUUUCAUGAUCACAAUAGUUACUGCUCCUAUUCAUAAAGAAAUGCCUUUACUGUUUUUUCUCUUUGUCUUUUGUCCUUAGUUGUGUUUGAGAAAACUUCCUGAUUUUGUGUCACUGGAUUCAGAUUCAGUCCCAACAAAGAGGAUGAGGUCGCCUUACUUCCCAGCGAGAACGGUGCUCUUCCACAAGGAGCCUAACGGAGUGACGUACCGAGUCCCAGCCCUGAUCUACGUGUCCCGGUUCAGGACUUUUCUGGCUUUCUGUGAGGAGAGACUCAGCCCGUCUGACUCCCAGGCUCACCUGCUCAUCAUGAGGAAAGGAACUUUCUACAGGAACUACGUGGAGUGGGAGGACAUGCGAGUUCUGGGUACCGCCUUUCUGCCGGGUCACAGGUCCAUGAACCCGUGUCCCGUGUACGAUGAGUUCACAGGGACACUUUUACUGUUCUUCAUCGCUGUUCUGGGUAACACCUCAGAGUCCUACCAGCUGGUGACGGGGAACAACGUGACCCGACUCUGCUUCAUCUCCAGUACUGACGGGGGUGACUCCUGGAGUCCAGUCACCGACCUCACCAAGGCAGUCAUCGGAGACACCAUCAAAGAAUGGGCUACGUUUGCUCUGGGUCCGGGUCAUGGCAUCCAGCUAAAGUCGGGUCGUCUUCUGAUUCCUGCCUACUCCUACCACAUUGACUGUAAGGAGUGCUUCGGACAGCUUUGCCAGACCACUCCGCAUUCAUUCUGCUUCCACAGCGACACCCACGGGAGGAGCUGGCGUUUCGGCGAGGCUAUUCCGGCUCCAGAGAGUGUGGAAUGUCAGAUGGUGUCCGUGGAUGAAGAGGAUGGCACCAACGUGCUGUACUGUAAUGCACGCAGCCCUCUGGGAUACAGGGUGCAGGCCCUGAGUCUGGAUGAUGGAGCUGUGUUUCAGGAGGGGCAGCUAGUGCAUCGGCUGGUGGAGCCUAGAAACGGUUGUCAUGGUAGCAUUGUUGGAUUUCCUGCUCCUUUGCAUCUACAGCAAACUCUACAGCAUCCCACAGGUCACUCCAGGCACUGGACGUCAUUCCUGGACUCCAACAAAACGACAGAAUCAUCUUCAAACAUCACACCUCAUCAUGAUGCUCAUCCAGACUUCCUGACCCCUACAUGGGUGGUAUAUUCCCACCCAACUUGGGCCACAGCACGUAAGGAUCUAGGUGUGUUCCUCAGCCUGUUUCCUCGUGAUCCAGACAGCUGGCGGGGCCCCUGGGUGAUCUACGAGGGUCCCAGCGCAUACUCAGACCUGACCUACCUGGAGCUGUCCCCCUCGCCUGGGGCACCGCCGGCUGUGGCCUUCGCCUGCCUCUUCGAGUGUGGCUCUAAAACCGCCUACGAUGAAAUCUGCUUUAGUAUCUUCACCCUGCAUGAGUUGAUUGAUAAUUUGCCCGGGGCUGUGCAGCAUUUGGGUGAGACGGGAUGCAAACGCGAGACCCCAGGAACAACAGUCCAAUGGGAACCUCGAGUGAAGAGGAGGAGGAGAAAGCUCAUGAAGACGUGCUCUAUCUCUUGAAGAGUUAAAUGUUUAUUCUCUUUUUUUUAAUCACCAAGCUGGGUUUGCUUGUCAACUAUAUUAAGUUCUGUAGAACUUCCUGUUAAAUAUAGGUAGGAAAGAUGUUUAAUGUAAGUUUUGUAGUUUUUUUUAAAUAGAUUUUAAUUGUAAAGAUUUAAUUUUGACAUUU